AUGGCGGAAGGACGCAGAGACCCGCCGCUCCAUCCUCUCCUCUCCCUGCCACCGGCUAGCAAACGACCGUGCCUGCGCCCCGCUCCCCGGGGUCCCGGCCCCGGGCCCGGCAGCGGGCUAUCCGCGUCCCGGCACCGCUCCCCGGAGUCCCUGCUGGACUGCGCGGCGAAGAGGGUGGCGGAGAAGUGGGCCUUCGAGAGGGUCGAGGAGCGCUUCGAGCGGAUCCCGGAGCCCGUGCAGCGCCGCAUCGUUUACUGGUCCUUCCGCAACGAGAAGGAGAUAUGCAUGUACUCGUCCUUUCAGUGCCGGGUAGCCGGCGAGGAGAGUCCGGCUGCGGCUACUGCCACGAGCGUCGGGGGUGCCAGCUCCGGAGCCCCGACCGCCGCAAGCGCCGCUGCUACGACGACGACGGCGGCGGCGGUGGGAACGAGCGGAGCGGUGGGACCGGAAGACGCGCUGCCUUUCCGCCGCGGGAUCAAGUUACUUGAGACCGGCUGCGUGGAAAACGUGUUACAAGUCGGGUUUCACCUGAGCGGCACCGUCACUGAGCCCGCCUCCCCCUCAGAGCCGGAGGUCACCCACAAGGUGGCCAUCAGCUUCGAUCGUUGCAAAAUAACCUCCGUCACCUGCGGCUGCGGGAACCGCGACAUCUUCUACUGCGCCCACGUGGUGGCGCUGUCCCUGUACAGGAUCCGCAAACCCGAACAGGUGAAGCUCCGCUUGCCCAUCUCCGAGACCCUGUUCCAGAUGAACCGGGACCAGCUGCAGAAACUGGUCCAGUACCUGAUCACAGCCCACCACACAGAGGUGCUGCCCACGGCUCAGAAGCUGGCAGAUGAGAUCCUCUCAUCCAACUCUGAGAUCAACCAGGUUCAUGGUGCUCCCGAUCCCACCGCCGGCGCCAGCAUCGACGACGACAACUGCUGGCACCUGGACGAGGAUCAAGUCCGGGAACAGGUCAAGCAGUUCCUGUCCCAGGGAGGCUACUACGGCUCUGGCAAGCAGCUCAAUUCCAUGUUUGCUAAGGUGCGUGAGAUGCUCCGGAUGCGAGACUCCAACGGCGCCCGGAUGCUGACCCUCAUAACGGAGCAGUUUAUGGCGGAUCCCCGACUGUCGCUAUGGAGACAGCAAGGCACGGGCAUGACGGACAAAUGCCGGCAGCUUUGGGACGAGCUGGGUGCCUUGUGGGUGUGCGUGGUGCUGAACCCGCACUGCAAGGGCGAGGAGAAGAGCGGCUGGGUGAAGCAGCUGAAGAAGUGGAGCGACAUGGACGUCUGCCCGCUGGAGGACGGCAACUACGGCAGCGAGCUACCCAACAUCACCAACGCUCUACCGCAGAGCCACCUGGCCCAGGACUCCCUGUCCAGGCCCAGGAGGACCGUGUUCAGCCGGGCCGUGGAGGCCUGCAGCCUGCACUGGCAGGGCAGCCACCUGCAGAGAAUCAUCAGCAGUGACUACUACAUGUCUGCCUCCUACCACCGGGACCAGGACCGCCUGCUCUUCAACCCCCAGGGCCUUCCCCUAUGGCUGGACCACGUACCCACCGCCUGCGCCCGGGUCGACGCCCUGCGUUCCCACGGCUACUCCAGGGAAGCCCUGCGGCUGGCGGUGGCCAUCAUCAACACGCUCCGCCUCCUGCAACAGCGAGAGAUGGACAUCUACAAGCACCAAAAGAAAGAGCUGCUCCAGCGGGGCUUGACCACCACCACCAACCUGGAGGGCUGGGUUGGACAUCCCCUGGACCCCAUUGGCUGCCUGUUUGCCACGCUGACGGAAACCUGCCGCGUGGACGACGACAGCACCAUGGACACUGGAGACGGUGAGGCCAGAAGUCCGGUCUACCAGCAUGUUCCAGUCUGGGGGAGUCCUGAUGGAGGAGAGUCUUACCUGACUCUGGCCCUGGAGGUGACUCUGAUGGGGAUGGGCCAGCAGAGGAUCAUGCCAGAGGGUCUCUAUGCCCAGGACAAGGUUUGUCGCAACGAGGAGCAGAUAGUUGCAAAGCUGCAGGAGCUGGAACUGGACGAGCUGCUGGUGCAGACCCUCAGGAAGCAGGCCCUACAACUUCUAGAAGCCGGACCCUUCAGUGGCCUAGGAGAGGUCAUCCACAGAGAGAGUGUUCCUAUGCACACCUUCACCAAGUACCUCUUCUCUGCUCUGUUGCCACAUGACACUGACCUGGCCUACAAGGUGGCUCUACGCGCCAUGAGGUUGCCAGUUCUGGAGUCGUCGGUGGGCUCUGGGGACGUGGGCCACCCCCACCACGGCAUCUCCAUAGUUCCCAGUCGCUACCCUCGCUGGUUCACACUGGGACACCUGGAGUCACAGCAGUGCGAGCUAGCCUCCACCAUGCUAACUGCUGCUAAAGGAGACAUGCUGAGACUGAGGACGGUGCUGGAGGCCAUCCAGAAGAACAUUCACUCCUCCUCCCUCAUCUACAAGCUGGCCCAGGACGCCUUCAAGAUAGCAACACCCGCAGACAGUCCUGCUGACAUCACCCUGCUCAAUGUGGCCCUGGAGCUGGGUCUGCAGGUGAUGAGGAUGACCCUGUCCACUCUGAACUGGAGGAGGAGAGAGAUGGUCCGCUGGUUGGUCACCUGUGCCACUGAAGUCGGUCUCCGGGCGCUGGUGAGCAUCCUGCAGGGCUGGUACACGCUCUUCACGCCCACCGAGGCCACCAGCAUCGUGGCGGCCACCGUCAUGUCCCACAACACCAUCCUGCGCCUCAGCCUGGACUACCCGCAGCGGGAGGAGCUGGCCAGCUGCGCCCGGACGCUGGCGCUGCAGUGCGCCAUGAAGGACCCGCAGAACUGCGCCCUGUCGGCGCUCACGCUCUGCGAGAAGGACCACAUCGCCUUCGAGACGGCCUACCAGAUCGUGAUCGACGCUGCGUCCACCGGCAUGACGUACUCGCAGCUCUUCACCAUCGCCCGCUACAUGGAGCACCGGGGCUACCCGCUGCGCUCCUUCAAGCUGGCCUCUCUGGCCAUGACCCACCUGAACCUGGCCUACAACCAGGACACGCACCCGGCCAUCAACGACGUCCUGUGGGCCUGCGCGCUCAGCCACUCCCUGGGCAAGAACGAGCUGGCCGCCAUCAUCCCCCUGGUGGUGAAGAGCGUCCACUGCGCCACGGUCUUGUCGGACAUCCUGCGCCGGUGCACCAUGACGGCGCCGGGUCUGGCCGGCAUCCCCGGCCGGCGCAACUCCGGCAAGCUGAUGUCGACGGACAAGGCGCCGCUCCGGCAGUUGCUGGACGCCACCAUCUCGGCGUACAUCAACACCACGCACUCUCGGCUGACCCACAUCAGUCCCAGGCACUACGGCGAGUUCAUCGAGUUCCUGAGCAAAGCCCGGGAGACUUUCCUGCUGGCCCAGGACGGCCACAUCCAGUUCGCCCAGUUCAUAGACAACCUGAAGCAGAUCUACAAGGGCAAGAAGAAACUCAUGAUGCUGGUCCGGGAGCGCUUCGGUUGACCCGGGACCACUUUCAGGAAGUAGCUCCUUGCUAUUUAAGACUUUUUUUCUACUUCUUCAGUUGAGCCAUUUUGUUUGGGUUUUGAAUGUGAACCAGGAAGCUCCGGAUGUCCAAGAUCUCUCCGAGCAACGAAUGUCACGUGAGGGGAAGAACUCAUCAUAAGAUUGUGAAAACUAGCUUUUGUGUGGCAGGCGAUAGGAAAAACCACAGAGUCCAAAAAGACGGACGUGUUCCUGGGUCUGACUGUACUUGUCAGCUUUAGGGCCUCUCGGUUCAUUCAGGGCAACACAAGACCCGACCGAGCACGUGCGGUGACAAAGUCCAAAGAUCAGACCAGCUCCGCGUACUUCAUUCCUGUUCCUGCUCUUGCUAGGACCGGAGGCCAGUUUUGGGAGAGAUUCACCGUUACCUCACCGUUCAGGUCUGGGAGUUGCUUGGAGUCCUGCGUGGUCCUUGUCAGUUGUGUCAGCUCUUUCCAUGGCCAGACUUCCUCUUUCACAUUCCUAAAUAUAGUCCUUUGGUUGUUGGGUCACACCUCCUGAAAAGUAAGCCACAGUCCACACACACAGACUAGGACCGAGUGUCUGAGCCACUAGGGCAGGGGUGUCCACACACACAGACUAGGACCAAGCUUCUGAGCCACUAGGGCAGGGGUGUCCACACACACACAGACUAGGUCUGAGCCACUAGGGCAGGGGUGUCCACACACACAAACUAGGACCGAGCGUCUGAGCCACUAGGGCGGGGGUGUCCACACACACAGACUAGGACCGAGCGUCUGAGCCACUAGAGCAGGGGUGUCUAAACUACGUUUAUUAAAGAACUUAAUUGGAAAUAUCUGACAGGAUCAUUGCUGCACAUUUGUCGCAUCUUGUGGACAUUGUGACUAAUGCAGGUUAAUGACCAUGAAUUGCACAUUGAAGUGUGCACAGCGCACAUCAUUUACUGAUACGACCCAAAACAAACAACCUUUCCCACUCAUGGCGCAAAUAAACUAACACAAAAAGUCAACACACGUCACACAACCUGCUCACUGAACUACAGUAUGUGGAUGUUAUAAACAAUGUCCACACAUAAACAAUGUCCACACAUAAACAAUGUCCAAACAUAGACAAUGUCCACACAUAGACAAUGUCCACACAGAGACAAUGUCCACACAUAAACAAUGUCCACACAUAAACAAUGUCCACACAUAAACAAUGUCCACACAUAAACAAUGUCUAUUCAUAAACAAUGUCCACACAUAGCCAAUGUCCACACAUACACAAUGUCCACACAUAAACAAUGUCCACACAUAAACAAUGUCUAUUCAUAAACAAUGUCCACACAUAGCCAAUGUCCACACAUACACAAUGUCCACACAUACACAAUGUCCACACAUAAACAAUGUCCACACAUAACCAAUGUCCACACACAAACAAUGUCCACACACAAACAAUGUCCACACACAAACAAUGUCCGCACACAGACAAUGUCCGCACACAGACAAUGUCCGCACACAGACAAUGUCCGCACAUAAACAAUGUCUGCACAUAAACAAUGUCCGCACAUAAACAAUGUCCGCACAUAAACAAUGUCCACAUAAACAAUGUCCACACAUAAACAAUGUCCAUUUAUAAACAAUGUCCACACAUACAUAAUGUCCAUUCAUAAACAAUGUCCACACAUAAACAAUGUCCACACAUAAACAAUGUCCACACAUAAACAAUGUCCGCACAUAAACAAUGUCCACACAUUAACAAUGUCCACAUAAACAAUGUCCACACAUAAACAAUGUCCAUUCAUAAACAAUAUCCACACAUACAUAAUGUCCAUUCAUAAACAAUGUCCACACAUAAACAAUGUCCACACAUACACAAUGUCCACACAUAAACAAUGUCCACACAUAAACAAUGUCCAUAUGCAACACAUCAUUCUAAAUUACACCCAUUUAAAUCUAUUGCAAUGCAUGAUGGGAAAAAAAAGCUGCUUGAUAUUUCUGAUUGAUUACAAAACUUUAAUGAGGUCGUCACGGAAAUAAACAAGGUAGGAGUUGAACUUUCAAUUAUAUUCCAUUUUAUAUGUAUGUAUGUAUAUAUAUAUAUAUACACGUAUAUAUAUAUAUAUGUUUCCAUUUACAUAUAUAUGUAUGUACAUAUGUUUAUGUAUGUAUAUAUAUCUAUAUGUAUAGGUUGGUAAAUAUGUAUAUAUACUAUUUGUAUUUCUAUAUAUAUGUGUGUAUAUAAAUAUAUAGGUUUGUAAAUAUGUAUGCAAAAAUUUGUAUUCAUAUAUGUGUAUGUAUAUAUACACACACAUGUACGUAUGUAUAUAUACAUGUAUGUAUGUAUAUAUAUACUGUAUACAUAUAAACAUACAUAUAUAUGUACACAAAUGUGUGAAAACAUAUGUAUAUAUAUAUAUAUACAUACACACAUAUAUAUAUAUAUAUAUAUAUAUAUAUAUAUAAUGUUACUUUAUAUGCAGCCAAUUCAAUAGAAAAAGUUUGGACACCCCUGCACUCGGUAAGAAGCUAAAUCUCUAUUGUGUUUAAAUAAAUUUGAAAAAGCAUUCAAAUAAAACCGUACAGUAGUACCUCUGUUUUUGUUAGAAAUAUUAGGAGCCUGCACUCACACCACAGUUGUCCUCGUUAGUGACUCCAACAUCAUCUAUCACUUAACACACACAUGUAGACAUGCAGGACAACACACACAUGUAGACAUGCAAGACAACACACACAUGUAGACAUGCAAGACAACACACACAUGUAGACAUGCAAGACAACACACACAUGUAGACAUGCAAGACAACACACACAUGUAGACAUGCAAGACAACACACACAUGUAGACAUGCAAGACAACACACACAUGUAGACAUGCAAGACAACACACACAUGUAGACAUGCAAGACAACACACACAUGUAGAAAUAGCAAACAACAGGCAGUAGGUGAAAUGGAGGUACUACAGUCUUUAUUUAGUGUGAAUGUGAAAUACAUGACUGAUACAUGAUUCCCUUCUUCGAGGUCCAAGUAAGAAAGAUUUCUAUUCUCUGGCAUUGGUCAGGCAGUCGCUUCUUGUAAAUAAAAAAAUCGCUUCCUCGUUCCUGUUCCUUUGCUCCUGGGACUGAAGUCACGUGACACAAAUACCUCUCCCACGGCCCUGCCUGGUGCAAACGUGGACUCGGGUGUUCAUCCGCGCCAUUUGGAUGAGUUUUUCUACGGGACUGGCGGAAGAACGGACGACAUAAAACCAGGCUAUCCUUAGUUCUCAGGGACAUCGCUUAAAAGGAAAAAAAAAAAAAAAAAAAAAAAGGAGCAGCAUUUAAAUAAAAUAUUGUAAAUAUUCCAGCGUCAAUUGAGAAAAUUGUAAAAUGAUAAUUAUUUAUGACGAGUGUUUUUUGUUUGUGUACUUGAACAUUUCUCAGGUGCGACAUUUCUCUUCUUUUGCUACCUUUUACUACACGAGUCCUGCUCUGGACUCUGGACUCACACCGUCUCCCACUAGAGCUGUCCUCGUGUGACAUAAACCCGACUAUGCAGAACCCACUUUGGAAACGGCGCGUGCCAGAGCGAACCACUAGGGAGGGGGAGCGGCCCAAGUCCCAGCAUGCUUUGUUGCGGCGUUUGGGAGGAGAAGGAAAAACAAAAAAUGCCUUUCUUGACGCGUCGAUGUAUUUUUUUUGUCCAAUCAGCCUUCAGUGUCUUGUCGAGACCGUGGGAACUAAUAAGAGGACUUUCGUCAGCCUUUUAGGUGGAAACGUGCUUUUUGAACCGUGACUGAGGCGUGUGGCGGCGCUCCAACAGGAAGUCUUUUAGCUUCCUCCCUCUUAUUUUGCCGUCUUCCUGCUUCCUUCCUUUCUUCCGGGCGUGUUUGUUUUGCUUUUCUUUUCCAACUUGAGGGAAUUUUUAAAGUUUGUGCUACUGAUGACUAAAUAAAAAGAUAUUUCCAGUAUUUGUCGCCGCAGAAGUAUCAUAGUUAACAUCUUUUUUUUUUUUUGUCCUUUUUUUGGUGCAAGUUCUUGAGCUACUGUCUAUAAAGCCAGAGUUGAUGACUAUUUAUGUAACGCUACUACCAUUUUAUAUUGAUUUGUGUUGGAACUCAGUCCUUUUCUAUAAAUAAAGUGUGAAACACGUCAUGUGACCUUUUUUUAUUUUUUUUUAUUUUUUUUUU
Nerophis lumbriciformis (worm pipefish) is the source of this 7624-nucleotide messenger RNA. RefSeq names its product zinc finger, SWIM-type containing 5 (gene zswim5). NCBI's taxonomy places the organism in Eukaryota, Metazoa, Chordata, Actinopteri, Syngnathiformes, Syngnathidae. Gene Ontology annotation, cellular component: Cul2-RING ubiquitin ligase complex. The record is from RefSeq and is a predicted model, not a curated record.